This is a messenger RNA of Exophiala spinifera, 735 nucleotides long. RefSeq lists its product as uncharacterized. Lineage: Eukaryota; Fungi; Ascomycota; Eurotiomycetes; Chaetothyriales; Herpotrichiellaceae. The record is from RefSeq and is a predicted model, not a curated record. Bases 1 to 735 code for a protein of 244 amino acids. The transcript has a single exon.
AUGUCCAAGACGGAACCCGACAGCUCAUCCGACCAAGUCAGCAUCCUCAAGAACAACCUCACCCGGGCGUGGGCUGCAGUCUCCUCGGGGCCCACUGUCGAGCCCUACCAUGUCAAAGUGACUGAGGCACUGAGUGCUUCGGCCGACGUCGAGAUACGAGAAGCCUCUGUCAGGGCCCGACACAAAAAUUUAUUAGACCAUGAGAUGCCAAAGGUUUUCGGCGAAGGCCAAUGUUCGGCGUUGUUAGUCUCGAUUCGCCACACAGCCAGCGAGAUCGCCGCGGCUAGGGAUGCGUACAACAACCUCAACACAACCUUCAUCAGCGCAACGAAUCUCGUAUGCUCACAGCAAAAACACGCUCUUAGACGUUAUCGAAGUGACCAAGAUUGGAAGGCCACGCAAACUCUGGCCAAAGUAAUAUUUGACCCUGGGGUCUGGGACCAGUUGCAGAGUUGGUGGCCGAGCGGACCAGACAAUGUAGCCGAAACUGCGAAGUCAUCACGAGAAAUACUGCAAGGCCUGGAGCGUGCGUGUGCGAUACUGCUUCAAUCUGUCGUUCCCCCCCACGCUGCCACUUACCACAUCAUGUCGCUGGACUACUUGUUGGCGGGGGAAAUGCUGGCCGCCCAUAUCGGUCAAUCACUUACGCCUCUGUGCGACCCAGGGGUGGUGGGUAAAGUCAGUCGAAUGAUCAGGAAGGCAGCAAAAAGAGCGCGGCGACAAAGACUGGUUUAG